AUGGAGCGGAAACGCCUGAGAAAAGCAUUCGUCGUGUGGAGGCGCAAGCUCACCUGGGUCUUGAUUGGCGAUGCCAUCAUGGGCGUGAAGGAGCGAUGUGCCGUGUUUGCUUGGAACUGCUUUCUGUUUCUGGCAAGCUGGUGGCUCUUCAGCUUUCACGUCUUCGAGCUGCUCCAGGCCAUCCUGGUCGCGAUCGUACUCAUGAUUGUAUCAAGCCCAGUACGUGGAAUGGAUCCGCAAAUGCUGUGGGGCCAGUUGCCUUCGCAGGAGGAUUUGAAGACCUUUCUGCCGUCUGAAGCUGUCGCGGAGCUACAUCUCCAGAAGGCGUGGGCUCGUCUGUGCGAAUGGCUUGCACUUGUGGAGGCCGCCCUGGAUGCCCUUCACCAGACGCCUUCGGAAGUGGAGAAGCUACGCGCAGCCGGCUUUCAAGCCUAUCUUGCAGAUGUAAAAGGGCGAUAUGAUGCUUGGCGAAGCGUCGUCGCAGAUGAGGAAGAGGAACCAGAAGAGCAAGAGGAGGAGCAUGCCAACGAUGCCCGGCGGAAGAAAUCUGCAGCCAUCGCCAACAAGAUCCGGGGUAUAAAAGCAGAGCGUGAAAGCGCAGCCAAUGCUGCAAGCAUUGACAAUGCAAGCUCUGUGAGGAGACUGAAGGGCCGCCGAAGACCGAAGUAA
Molecule: messenger RNA, 669 nt
Organism: Symbiodinium natans
Lineage: Eukaryota; Dinophyceae; Suessiales; Symbiodiniaceae
Source: the annotation of a GenBank genome assembly